Molecule: messenger RNA, 738 nt
Organism: Diversispora eburnea
Lineage: Eukaryota; Fungi; Glomeromycota; Glomeromycetes; Diversisporales; Diversisporaceae
Source: the annotation of a GenBank genome assembly
AUGUCUAGUUCUCAUAGUUCUCACCCAGAAGACGAAGAAACAGCUGGUUUAUUAUCUGGGUCUGGACCGGAAAGAAAAAAUGCGAGAAAUAAAUUAUUAGCAAUAAUCCUUGGAGCAAUUACUAUUUCUUUAAUCGUAAUAGGAUUAACUGCAAUUUGGGCAGACCCAAAUGGAUUUGGACCAACAUCGGAAACAUUUGCACGAGAAUAUUAUCAAUAUGUUAAUGAUUUAAAAUAUGAUUAUAUGACACCGUUAGAUGAAAUUUUAGUAGGAAGUUCCAGAACGAGAUCAUCGGAUAGUUUAAUUACAGAUUCAGCAGCUGGAGCUACAGCAUUUUCAUGUGGUAUAAAGACAUAUAAUGGAGCAAUCGGAGUGGAUCCCAAUAAAUCACCAUGUGGAACAAUUUUAGAAGCAGCCAAAGCCAUAGGAUUGAUUACAGGAUUAGUGGUAACUAGUAGAAUAACUCAUGCUACACCCGCAUCAUUUUCAGCACACGUGGUAUCAAGAGAAAUGGAAGAUGUUAUAGCAUCACAACAAAUUGGAAAUUAUCCAUUAGGCAAACAAGUUGAUUUAAUGUUUGGAGGAGGAAAAUGUUUUUUCUUACCUAAUACAUCAAGUGAAAGUUGUCGACCUGAUCAAAGAAAUUUAUUACAAGAAGCAGAAGAGGAAGGAUUUAAAAAUUUACUUACUCGGAAUGAAUUUGAUGCGCUUGAUACUUCUUCUGUAAAACGUAAUUGA